AUGGAUGACAAGAAGCUGGAGGCUCAGGUGAAGUCGUCUGCCGAUGGGGACGUGUCGGCCGGGGAGACAAGGGUGCUCUCCAAAGACGAGCAGCACCUCGCGAAGCUGGGGUAUAAGCAAGAAUUCUUCCGCCACCUCGGGCUCUUCGAGAGCUGGGCCGCGACGUACAUCACGAUGAACUUUGUCUCGGGCCUGCCGGUGCUCUUUGGCUUCGCCAUGUACACGGGCGGGCCCAAGGCCGCGUUCGCAAAUUGGACUAUGGUCGGGGGGCUGUCCUUCUUCGUCUCCCUGGCCAUGGCCGAGAUCGCGGCAGCCUUUCCGACGGCAGGCGGCAUUUAUUUCUGGAGUUACCGCCUCGGGGGCAGGAGGUACGGCCGCCUGCUGAGCUGGAUGACGGCGUGGUGGAACUGGGUGGGCUGGAUCUGCGUCGUCCCCGGCGUGCAGCAGGGGGCGACCAACUUCCUGCUCAGCGCCCUCGAGGUCAAGUACCCGGGCUCCUCCGUCAUCAGGCAGGGCUGGUUCUCGUGGCUGGUCACGGCCCUGGGCCUGGUGCUCGCGAUGCUGCCCAACAUCGUCUCGCCGAGGGUGCUGCAGCUCUACUUCCGCUUCGCCUUGUUCAUCUUCUGCGGCCUGUUUGCGUUCUACUGGAUCUGGUUCCCGAUCAAGGCUGCUGGGAGGUUCCAGUCGGGCAGUGAGGUCUUCAACAAGUUCUAUAACGGGAUAAAUCUUGGCCCGGAGAAGCAUGCUUCUGAUGCGUAUGCUUGGACGGUUGGGAUCCUGUUCGGGGCGUGGGAUUUCUCCGGGUACGAUGCCUCAGCUCAUCUGGCCGAGGAGACGAACCAAGCGACUGAUAACGUUGCCACUGGCAUGUGGGCAGGGACCCUCUUCUCGGCAAGCUACCCCAACAACUGGGCCGAGUACCUAGUGCAGCUGAUCGGCGCGGACGGCGCCGCGGCCUUCCUGGUCCUCCUGUGGCUCGACUCGACCUGCGCCACGGCCAGCUGCUUCAUGUCGGCGCAGCGCGUGACCUUUGCCAUCUCGCGCGACGGCGUGCUGCCCUUCUCGCGGUACUUCCGCCGGCUCAGCAGCAGCCGGGUCCCCGUGCACGCCGCGCUGCUCGUCUUCGUCCUCGGCGUCGCCAUCACGUGCGCCGUCAUCGGGUCCACCGUCGCCUUCAGUGCGAUUACUGCUACCGCGACCAUCGUGACCAACGUCUCGUACCUGAUCCCUAUCGCCGCGCGCCACACGAUUGGGAGGCGUGACUUCCAGCCCGCCCGGUUCAACCUCGGGAGGUACAGUCCUUUUGUAGGGGCCAUCUCGGCGUUCUACAUUGUGCUUAUUUUCGUGGUGCUUACCCUUCCUCAGCUAUAUCCAGUCACGGCGGUAAGAACCAUCUUGAGAGGAUUAUAUGGCCCAGUAAAGACCAUGGCAACGGAAGGCUGA
Molecule: messenger RNA, 1443 nt
Organism: Diaporthe citri
Lineage: Eukaryota; Fungi; Ascomycota; Sordariomycetes; Diaporthales; Diaporthaceae
Exons: 5
Coding region: 1-1443 (480 amino acids)
Biological process (GO): amino acid transport; transmembrane transport
Cellular component (GO): membrane
Molecular function (GO): transmembrane transporter activity
Source: RefSeq, a predicted model, not a curated record